AUGAAGACCCCUCUGCAAACUUCUGACUUGCUCUUCACCACUUCAGCGACCAAAUUCUCGGAGACACUAAAAUCUAUCAAGCGUUCCACAUUGUCCAUCUCCAAUCGGUUGCGGUCUAUCGAGCAAGACUCCCAGUUCGUCUACGCGGUAGCGGAUGCGUAUAAUUUGCCAUUGAUCGCGAAUGAAAGAUGCGGUUCAUGGUAUAUACCGCCAGAACGGAAGGCCGGCAGCGCAUACUUCAAAUCUACGGAUGGACAUAUAGGCGAAUGGUCGUUCAGUUUGCGGAGGCUGAACACGCAAGUACUCGAUGUAAUCGGGCAGCAUGAUGGGUGCAUUAUUGUUGACUCUACGCGGAGGGGCAAGAGAAUGCCCGAUGCACUCAGCAAGACCAUCCCGAUAUGGUGUGCCGUGCUGAACAGAGCUUUGUUUCCUGAGCAGACCAAUGCUCAUCAAUUGCACAGCCCGCCAAUAUCAGUCUCUGGAUCCGAGCACUCGCAAAUAGAAGCUCGUUUGAGAUUUUUCUUAGGUCAAUUCCAGGCACGUCUUCAACUUGGUCUUCCUCUCUCCGCGUUCCGAGAGAAGCUUUCUAAACCACUUCGCCCGUUGUGGGUAACUCAAGAAAGCAUCCUGCCAGCGGGACCGUCUGCUUUUGACGCCUUCCAUCCCGUGAUCCUCUGUACCGCUUCCCGUCGAGUGCCGGGGGGUGAGGUAUCUGAAGGCGGUUACAUCCAAGGCGCCGGGGACGAUAGUGAAGGAUGGGCCUCCGGGCUCACCUCAGAAUUGUUCUGGCAGAACAAAGAGAGGCUUAUGCGCACCUCUGAGGAAGACCUACCUGAUCUAAUCCAGGAGCUUGUUGAGGUUGCUUGCUCGAACGUUGCUGGAGGGAAACCCAUUCUUAUUGAGCCUACAGCCGUUUUCCAUCUGAGUACUACCGACAUAGCCGCCACAGUGUGCAAAGAGUUCGAUGCAAUCGUAUCUUGCGGAGCAACGGAAGAUGCCGGUCUUAGAGAACUCCUAAAGAGCAACUAUCUCCAUCUUCAAUGUACGGCUGGCAAGUUAGGCAGUCGGGAUCUACGGGGAGAGCUCCACAAGCUUAACGAUUUCCUUGUAUCCAGACCGCCGGUGAAAAGCAUACUCAUCUGCUGUUCAACAGGAAAAGACCUAUCAGUGGGUGUUGCUCUUGCAGCUCUGUGUAUGUGUUGUGACGACAACGUGCUCUUUCUAGGCAAUCUCAAACCCCAAUCUUCGACAGAGAGUAUCACCAAAGCUCUCAUCCGCCAACGUCUCAGCUGGAUCAUGACUUCGCAUCCGCCUGCUAAUCCGUCUCGUGCAACCCUCCAAUCCGUCAAUGCCUUUCUGAUGCAGCGGCCGUGUCCGCCAGUAGCAAUACAACAACCUCAGCCUGCAGCAAACGGCCACCUGCAAGAACACGUCCGGUUGGUGUCAAUCGAAGCUCCGAGUGCAUCCCCACCGCCGGAUCGCUCUACUGUACUGCAAGCAGCCCGACCAUUCUCAACCACGGGGACCUUCCACGGUCUCUCCGGGUCUUGGACGAUCAACCGGACGCUCACGAGCUACCAUUCAGCUCUUCCUUCUGGAACCUUUACCGGCAAUGCCACCUUUACCGCACGUACGCCGACAUCCCGCGUUAAGAAUGUAGAUGCAGAGUACCUAUACUCUGAGGCUGGUGUCUUCAAGACCAAUACCGGGCUGGAGAUGCAUGCCGGCCGGAAGUACAUUUACAGGCUGCAGACGGGCACUGAAGAGAUUAGCGUUUGGUUUGUUGGCGACGACGGUGAAAGCGCCGCGGGGCUCGGCUGGCGGCUGGGUUCCGAUCAGCUGGAUGAUCAUGGAAAGAUGGUAAUGAAAGGAGGGCAUCUCUGCGGCGAAGAUCAGUACGAUGCGAGAUACGAGUUCCAGAGGAAUACUGAUCAGCAAGAAUCCUCCAUUGAGAGGUUUCGGCUGAUAUACCAAGUCAAAGGACCGAGGAAGAACUACUUGAGCGAGACAUGGUUUACACGGUAA
Molecule: messenger RNA, 2025 nt
Organism: Coniosporium apollinis CBS 100218
Lineage: Eukaryota; Fungi; Ascomycota; Dothideomycetes
Exons: 5
Coding region: 1-2025 (674 amino acids)
Biological process (GO): charged-tRNA amino acid modification
Cellular component (GO): cytoplasm
Molecular function (GO): tRNA adenosine(64)-2'-O-ribosylphosphate transferase activity
Source: RefSeq, a predicted model, not a curated record